UCCUUUAUUUUUAUUUUUAAAUUUCACACAUAAUUUGUAAUUUUGAAAGUCACAAAAUUUUAAAAAAUAAGUAAUGAAAAAUGAAGCUUCAGAAGGAGCAGAACCGUAUAUGGAAUUAGGAACCCUCCAAGUUCUUAACUAGUUUGUUCUCUCUCUCUCUCUCUCUCUCUCUCUCCCCCAAUGACAGCGGACACCAAGUCGAAGUCGAACGGUGGUGGCAACAACGCCAUCAAGGGCAAGAAGAGAAAGCAGCGCUAUCUUCCCCACAACAAGCCAGUAAAAAGGAAGGGUUCGUACCCAUUGCGGCCCGGAGUGCAAGGAUUCUUCAUUACCUGCGACGGAGGCCGGGAAAGCCAGGCCUCUCAUGAAGCCGUCAACGUUAUUGACUCUUUUUAUGAAGAGAUAGUCCACGGGAAGGAUUCAGGUGUGAAGCUUGCUGAGUUACCCAAUAAACCUUUAAAUAAGAAGAUUAAGUUCUCAUAUUCCGAGUCUUCUAGUAGUGGUGGUGAUGAUGAUGAGGAGGAGGAGGAUGAAGGCCAGAUUAUAUCAGAUACUUCUCAGAAUGAUUUAGCUAGUCAUUCAAAUGCAACAAAUGAGGAGCCUGAUCCUCAUACAAAAGUUGGUAUGCACCAUGGAAAUCAGACAGAAGAAAAAGCUAAUGGUAUUGAGGUGGAUGGUGACAAACAUGAGAAUCAACCAAAAGAAACUGAGGAGCCCCCAACAAAGAAACAAUGUCUAGAAACAGAUGCAUCGAAACAUGUUAUCCAUGAAAAAGUGGAGGAGACGUCCAUUGAUAGGCUAAUUGAGGCUGAACUCAAAGAGUUGGGAGAUAAGAAUAAGAGGCACUUUGUCAAGCUUGAUUCAGGAUGUAAUGGUGUUGUCUUCAUUCAAAUGCGGAAGAUAGAUGGAGACCCUGGUCCCAAAGAUAUUGUGCAGCACAUAAUGACAUCUGCUGCAUCAACAAGGAAACACAUGUCGAGGUUCAUCUUAAGGAUGCUACCUAUUGAAGUGGCAUGCUAUACUUCAGAGGAGGAAAUUUCAAGAGCAAUAAAACCUCUUGUGGCACAAUAUUUUCCAUUGGAAACUCAAAACCCACAGAAGUUUGCGGUACUGUUUGAAGCUCGUGCAAAUAGUGGUAUUGAUAGGAUGAAGAUCAUAAAUGCAGUUGCAAAAUCCGUUCCUGGACCACAUAAAGUUGAUCUUAACAAUCCUGACAAAACCAUUGUAGUUGAAAUUAUCAAGACCGUGUGCUUAAUUGGGGUUGUUGAACGGUACAAGGGAUUGGCUAAGUACAACCUGAGGCAGCUCACAUCACCCAAACCUUAGUCAUGCCAAGUUUUUAUUUGUAAUGGGAACUGUUAGCAUUUGAUAUGUAUUCCAUGUGGAUCAGGAUUCAGGAUCCUCUGAGACACCAUGAUUUUCCAUGCUGAGUUGUUAGUAUGAAUAUCUAACUUGUGUUGAA
Messenger RNA from Carya illinoinensis, 1462 nucleotides. Its product is annotated as THUMP domain-containing protein 1 homolog. Gene Ontology annotation, molecular function: RNA binding. The transcript has 8 exons. The record is from RefSeq and is a predicted model, not a curated record. Lineage: Eukaryota; Viridiplantae; Streptophyta; Magnoliopsida; Fagales; Juglandaceae. Gene Ontology annotation, biological process: tRNA modification. The coding region runs from base 181 to 1326 and encodes 381 amino acids.